Molecule: messenger RNA, 3348 nt
Organism: Syngnathoides biaculeatus (alligator pipefish)
Lineage: Eukaryota; Metazoa; Chordata; Actinopteri; Syngnathiformes; Syngnathidae
Product: zinc finger protein OZF-like
Exons: 2
Coding region: 421-1821 (466 amino acids)
Biological process (GO): regulation of transcription by RNA polymerase II
Molecular function (GO): RNA polymerase II cis-regulatory region sequence-specific DNA binding; DNA-binding transcription factor activity, RNA polymerase II-specific
Source: RefSeq, a predicted model, not a curated record
CACCUUUCAAACAUGUGACGUGGCACGAAGCGUUCCGAGAAGAACAUCGUCCAUUUCCUAAAAGUGUGACGACAGCGCGUGCAAUGACACCCCCUCGCCUUUGGGGGGGCGGUUAUGUUGCACAAACGAGCCUCGUCUGCCGGAAGUAAAUGCAAAGAAAAUCAAAGUUCGCCGAACGGCGUUUGCCCCUUAAGCCGUGUUUUACCAAACACUUGUUUGGGCUUCCGAUCGAUCCGCACAUCGGCACGAUACGAGCCGCGUUUUUCAGCGGUAAAAGUUACAGACCGGCCCGACUCGAUUGUGUCCGGAUCAACUUGGACGUUAGCUUCGCUCGCUAGCUGCUAACAAAGAGCCAGCAAAACAGAAUGCGAAGGUCUGAAAGUGAGGAAGUAAAUCAAGGUUUGUGAUUAUCGCGUGGAAAUGUGUGCACAAGUCAAAGAAGAAGAGUACGAGGAGGAACUUUGUGGAAGAAACGAGGACGACGAGCGACAAGCUCAACUACUGGAAGCUGCUUUCCAAAAGUCUCAGGAUGGCUCACGCAGAGCUGAGUGCAGCAAACAAAAUCUUCCUCCUGAACGCCAAGAGUGCAACUUGAAAGUGGAACAGCGGAGGCGUGUUAAGAAGGAGGCGGAGGAAGAGGAAGAGCUCGAGUACCCCUGUGUUAAAGAAGAAGAUGAAGAGGAGGAAGAGCCCGUCCGCAUCAAAGAAGAGGAAGAGGGCGUCACCAUCAUUGUAAAGAGUGAAGAUGAAGAAGCCCAAGGUCAGUGGUCCCCGCUUCAUCCGGGUCAACGGGAGGAGAACGGAGGGGCGGAACCCCCGAGCGGCAGCUCAGGUCCCCGCCUGACAACAGAAGGCCUCGGAGCUCGCUGCCGAGCGUCGCAAGCCGACUGCCUCUUGGCGCCACUGUCAGAGAGUGACGACAUCACGUCGCACUCUUCUGACACUGAGAAUGAGCGAAAUUCAAAGGAGAAACCUUUUGCUUGUUUAUUCUGCAGCACACGUUUUGGUGUUCAUUCGCGUUUGGUUCAACAUAUGAGAAAACACACUGGGGAAAAGCCCUUUUCCUGCGCAGUGUGCAGCCAGACAUUCUCUCAAAAAGGCGCAUUGACCAGACACACAAGAACGCACUCGGGGGAGAAACCGUUUUCUUGUUCAGUCUGCGGCAAAGGAUUUACUCAGAAGGAACAUUUAGUAACGCACACCAGAACGCACACAGGAGAGAAACCGUUUUCAUGCUCAGUGUGUGGUAAAAGUUUCUCCAUCAAGGGAAAUCUGAUAACGCACACAAAAAUACAUACUGGAGAGAAAGCUUUUGUCUGCUCCGUCUGCGACCUAAGUUUUGUUGAUCGUUCAUCGUUGGUUCAACACGUAAGAACACAUACCGGGGAGAAACCUUUCUCCUGUUCAGUCUGUGGUAAAAGAUUUACUCAGAGGGGGCAGUUGACGACACACUCGAGAACACACACGGGAGAAAAGCCCUUUUCCUGCUCAGUUUGCAACCUGGGUUUCGGCGAUCGUUCCACGUUGGUACUCCACAUGAGAACGCACACCGGGGAGAAGCCUUUUUCCUGCUCCGUUUGCAAUAAAAGGUUUUCCCAGAGAGCGCAUUUAAGAACGCACACAAGGACGCACACCGGAGAGAAACCUUUUGCCUGUUCCGUCUGCCCCAUAAGUUUUGCGGAUCGUUCGUCGCUGGUUCAACACACGAGAAUCCACACCGGUGAGAAAGUGUUCGGCUGCAACGUGUGUGAGCAAAGGUUCUCGUACAAGUAUCAGAUGAACAAACACAAGUGUACUGGUGAGAAGAGCAGCAGUACGUGAAGCCGCACAAGUCAACUGGGAAGAAAGCGGCUCCGAAAUUGGAAAUGCUCAGCUGGAAUAAGUGGACUUGGGAUCUUUCGUAAAGACGUCUUUUUGACACGAUAGUAUGCAACGUGAUGUUUGCGGAUUUCUGAGAAUGGUCUUUUUCUUCCACGCGUUCAAAGUCGCUGUUGGAGCAUUGCUUUUACUUGGGUGCAAUAACAACACAACACUAACUGGGAUGACGGGAGCAAAAGCACGCUGCUCACGGGCCCGCCGCACAACGCACGGUUCUGUUUCGAUCGCGGGUCACCUUCAGUUUUGCUCUUGUGUUCAUUAGAAGAAGUCCCGCAGUGUCCUGCGGCCUGCUUGCUGCUAUUUCUGACCCGUCCCCGUGGAAUAAAAUGGCAAAAACAUAACUCAAAAGAUGUGUCAUGGGAUUAUUUUUUACGCACAAAAUAUAUACAUUGAGUAUUCAUACGCAGAGACAUUUUAUUAGAUCAUCUUGGAACUGUAUAUUAGUGGAAGUGUAUUUUACUGCUUAAUGGAAUGGAGAGAAGAAAAGGGGCCUAAAAGUGUUUGGGCAGUGUGUGUAAUGGCACCUCCACCCCAAAGGGAGGCUGCAAGUGUUCUAGAAUGUUCCCAACUGCGUCUUCUGCCGGAAGUAAAAGCAAAGAAACACCACGAAGCGCCUCGCAAGUCACAUCUUUGAAACCUUUCCAUCUACUUUCUGUCUUUAUCCGUGUCCUACAACUUUGUGGAAUGGGUCACCGGGACGAGAUUCGAUGACGUCAUUGCGGGUAUUACUGACGUAAGCUCCAUCUUGCGGACUUUUCAACUCGUAAAUAUUUCAUCAAUUAUCAAACAAAACGUCUACAAUGUUUUUUUUUUCUUUUUUUACCGCAAUGUGUCAGCACACAGCAACCAAAGGUUGAAAUGUUUGAUAUUUCGUGUCAACACUUUUUUUCCCCUCUUGUGUUUACUGAUGAGGCAGCUGGUAAAGUGUUGGCCUCACAGUUCUGAGGACUCGGGUUCAAUCCCGGACCCCCCCUGUUUGCAUGUUCUCCCCGUGCCUGUGUGGCUUUUCUUUGGGUGGGAGCGCCGGUUUCCUCGUACAUCCCCAAAAACAUGCAACUCCAAAUUGCCCCUAAAAGUGUGAUUGGGAGUGCGGCUGUUUGUCUCCGUGUGCCCUGCGAUUGGCUGGCGACCAGUUCAGGGUGUACCCCGCCUCCGCUGGGAUAGGCUCCAGCACUGAGGAUAAGCGUCUCAGAAAAUGGAUGGAUGGAUAUUUCCUGAUGAAUUAAAAAAGUAAUAAUGCACAGAUUAUGUUCUAAAUCCAGUGCAGUGUUUCCAAAACGAUUCAAAGGAAAUUAGAAGCUGACAUGAAGUCAAAAAAAUAUUUUUGGGGUCAGCGGAGACUGCGAAACCUCUUCAAACUUUGGAUCUGGAAAGUUUUCCUCUGCUUUUUUUUGCAAGUGCUUGUUGUCUUUUAUGAUUUUAUCCGUAUGAAUGAAAAAAGGCCAUCUUGCUUGCUUUCUUUUAUUUUUC